AUGCGCAUUCAGGUGAGCUUGUGGAAUGGAGAAGACUGGGCAACAGAUGGAGGGAAGACCAAGAUCGACUGGUCUCAUGCACCAUUUGUUGCCCAUUUUCAAGGUUUUGGUUUUGGUGCAUGCCCAGUGCCUAAAAACACCAUAGAUGUUGAAGGUUGCUAUGAUUCCAAGUAUUGGUGGAAUGGUAGCAAAUAUUGGAAGUUGAGUGGCAAGGAGCAAAGGCUAUUUGAGGAAGUGAGGGACAAGUAUAUGAAUUAUGACUAUUGUGAUGACACAAAUAGGCAUGCUACUACUCCACCUGAGUGUGAAUUCAAUAAAUAA
Messenger RNA from Salvia miltiorrhiza (redroot sage), 321 nucleotides. RefSeq names its product xyloglucan endotransglucosylase/hydrolase protein 3-like. The record is from RefSeq and is a predicted model, not a curated record. NCBI's taxonomy places the organism in Eukaryota, Viridiplantae, Streptophyta, Magnoliopsida, Lamiales, Lamiaceae. The transcript has a single exon. Gene Ontology annotation, biological process: glucan metabolic process. Gene Ontology annotation, cellular component: cell wall; apoplast. Gene Ontology annotation, molecular function: hydrolase activity, hydrolyzing O-glycosyl compounds; xyloglucan:xyloglucosyl transferase activity. Bases 1 to 321 code for a protein of 106 amino acids.